AUGGAGGGAAACUACGGUCGAGAUGCCAGCCAAAUGCACAAUCAAAAUGCCCCGUUAUCGCCACUCAUUGGAGGACAAGGUUACGCUGCUCCAUUAUCGCCAAUGGGGACAAAGUUUCCCGGGUAUGGCUAUCCAGGACAUGAGAAGGAAAGGCAUCCAGCUACACAAGUCUACGAAAAAGGAAUCAUUCUGGCUCCUAAGCCAGCUCCCAAUCCUCCUCCGCUUGACAUCAAUAAAUCGGUAAAAUUUUGGACAUGGUUCAGCCCUUAUCGACAGAUGCUAGUGCUUGUGGUUGUCGUCGAAGCGCUGAUGAUUAUAGUCACUCUGCUCGGUGGAUGGCACUUUGCUAGAACCCAUCUGCCCGCGUUAGUCACCGGGAAUUUGUUAGUGGCUAUUGCAAUUCGAUCUGAAUGGGUCAUGAGAUUGCUCUAUUGGAUCUCAAUCAAGUUGUUCAGGAGAUGGACUCCCCUAAAGUUCAGAGUCCUGGUCGUGGCCAUCUUAUACCACAUUGGUGGUUUGCACAGUGGAUGUGGUAUUUCUGCAAUGAUGUGGCUCCUACUUUCUUGGACAUAUCACAUCAUGAAUAAAGAUCUUUACAAUCCUCUCGUCAUGGCGUCCUUGUUUGUCUCUAUGGUUGUCGUUGUUGUCACUUGCUUUGUUGCAACACCCAUAGUCAGAGCCAUCCACCAUAAUAUCUUCGAGAUUACUCAUCGAUUCUUAGGAUGGUUGGGAAUCAUCACCAGUUUGAUUUUUGUAAUUGUAUCAAGCUGGUGGGAUAUCAACACGCAAACAUGGAGAACCUCCGGCAAAUACUUGGUACGACAAGAGGAAUUUUGGUUUAUGAUUGCCAUCAUACCUCUAAUUAUAGGCCAAUGGAUCACUGUUCGUCAUGUACCUGUCACAGUAAAUGCGCCCUCUGGGAAAGCUUCGGUAAUCAGAGUUCCUGGUGGCUUGACAUCUGGGCUUCACACUCGAGUUUCUCGUGGUGGGUUGAGAGAAUGGCACAUCUUUGGUUCAAUCAGUGAAGGAAAGCAUGCAGAUUGCCACUACAUUGUUAUGGCAGUUCAAGGUGGUUUUACUCGAGCGAUGAAUAAAGAUCAACCAGCAAAGUUGUACACCAAAACAUGGAAGCCAUGUGGGCUACCUUAUUUUUCUAGGCUUUUCAACAGAGGGGUGGCGAUUUGUACAGGAUCAGGUAUCGGAGCCGUUGGAUCAACAUGCAUCCAGCACGACGAUUGGUUCCUGAUCUGGAUUGGAGCCGAUUUAGAGAAAACUUAUGGAACAGAGUUCAUCAAUUUUAUCAAGAGCAAGAUUCAACCCGAGCGACUCUUAAUUUGGGAUACCAAAGGCCCUCUCGGUAGGCCUGAUGUGAAUGUCGAAUUGGAAAAAGUCUACAAACAAUGGAACGCUCAAGUCGCACUGUUCAUUGGAAGUCCGGCUUUGAAUAAGAGUGUGUUGAGGACAUCAAGAGCUCGUGGAAUUCCUGUUUUUGGUUCCAUUUGGGAUGCUUGA
This is a messenger RNA of Puccinia triticina, 1512 nucleotides long. RefSeq lists its product as uncharacterized. The transcript is spliced from 10 exons. The record is from RefSeq and is a predicted model, not a curated record. Lineage: Eukaryota; Fungi; Basidiomycota; Pucciniomycetes; Pucciniales; Pucciniaceae. Bases 1 to 1512 code for a protein of 503 amino acids.